GCCUGUGCGGCUGCGUCCGCCAAGCCUGCUUCAGCCGCGGUAGGCCAUCAGAAAACACCGGCCACAGUGGUUCCAGACGGCGUCUACUCUGUUCUUUGCAUGAGAUAUUAGUCAUUAGAAAUGGCGCAUCUGGUCGUUGAUGGCCUUGCUGCCAGCGAUGGCUCUUGGAGCCUUCCAAUUCUUAUUACGGACAUGAAUAUACAGAGGAAUCUUUAUGUUCGGGGGGAUCUACACAUCGGUGGCUUGAUGAUGCGUCUAGUCGAUGAAGUUGAUGUGACUCGAGACUGGUCCGACCAUGCAUUGUGGUGGCCAGAGAAGCGCCGGUGGCUCCAGCACACACGCUCAACGUUAGAUCAGUGCGGUGUCACAGCUGAUUCGAAGCUUGAAUUUACCCCGAUGCAUAAAGAUGCGAGAGUGCAGUUACCAGAUAAUCAGAUCAUUGAAGCUCGUCUGGAUUUUUCGGUGAAUGCAUUCAAAGCAACGCAGAAGCUCUGUCGCGAUUUGGGUAUCCGACAUUCUGAGGAGCUAGGCUUGAAAAGGCUUAUUCCACCGGAAAUCCUUCGCAAGGGUACCUAUGAAGCUGAAAACUCGUCUGGGCCGCAGCCUAUACGGCCGGGAGAGGAGUCUGUGGGUCCGAUGACAUUGCGGAAGGCAACUCCAAUUUUUGCUUCGCAAACCCAAAUUGAUGGACGAAUGCGGCGUGGACAGUCACCAGCGCUUUCAACAAGCGGGCACAUCUUCAACGCACAUGAGCUAGGUACUUUGCCAAGACAUGGCGGCGGCACUUUACCUAGAGGUGCAAGUCCCAGUCCAGGAGCUUACAAUGGGACCAUGGGUCGCGUUCCUAUAAUGCCAAGCAUAAGCUUUUGCGAAGGCCUUGAAAAUGAACAGUUCGACAUGGCGCUUGUUCACACCCCUCGCCAGGCGGUCAACAGAGAUACUGUGGUGUUUAGACCUCAGAACUAUGUAGAAAAAGCGGCCCUUAACCGUGGUUGGCUGGACUCAAGUAGGUCGUUGAUGGAACAAGGUGUGUUUGAAGGAGAUGUUGUUCUGCUCCGUUUCAAGUACAUGACUUUCUUUGACCUAAAUCCAAAGUAUGAUCCCGUUCGUAUCAACCAGUUGUAUGAGCAAGCAAAAUGGUCGAUAUUGUUGGAUGAGUUCGAUCACACUGAGGAAGAAGCAUCCCUUUUUGCUGCUUUGCAGUUGCAAGCGACUUUGCAGCGUGAUUCGCCUGAACCGGAAGGUCCAACGAAAGAUGAUGUGGAUAUGAUGCUAGAUGAAUUGGAGCAAAAUUUGGACGCCGCCGCUCUUGGACGUCGUUCUGACCUGAUGCAAGUGCCAGAACUUUCUGAAUACCUCAGAUACAUGAAGCCGAAGAAGUUAGCCGCUUUCAAAGGUUUCAAGCGCGCCUUUUUCUCAUUCCGUGAUCUGUAUCUCAGCUACUACCAGAAUUCAUCGGAUAUUCAUCAGCCACCCCUGGGGCAUUUUUCACUCAAAGGGUGCGAAGUCAGCCCCGACGUGUCGGUUUCUCAAGGUAAAUAUCAGAUCAAACUAUUGGUGCCUACUGCCGAGGGAAUGACGGAAUUUGUGCUCAAAUGUGAAUCGGAGCAUCAGUAUGCUAAGUGGAUGGCCGCUUGUCGUUUAGCAUCUCGUGGAAAGUCAAUGGCUGAUUCAUCUUAUCCUCAGGAGGUUGAGAGCAUCAAAAAUCUCAUACAUAUGCAGAGUACCACUAAUGGCCGCAAUGAAAACAGCACGGCGCGCCGAGCUGCACCAGUCAAACUUCCCAACGAUUUUAAUGUAGACGAAUACGUUUCCCAACGAUAUGUGCGAAAGGCCAGAAGUAAACAAGCGCUUCAACAACGUGUUGCGGAUGCACAUGCGAAUGUUCGACAGCUAACAUCUACGGAAGCGAAGCUGCAGUAUAUAAGGGCAUGGCAGGCUCUUCCUGAACAUGGAAUGCACUACUUCAUAGUACGCUUCAGAAACGGCCGAAAAGCAGAUUUGAUUGGAGUUGCGGUCAAUCGAUUGGUGAAGAUGAAUAUGGAGAAUGGGGAAAGUAUAAAAACUUGGCGUUUUUCAAAUAUGAAAAAGUGGCAUGUAAAUUGGGAAAUCCGGCACUUGAAGAUACAAUUCGAAGAUGAAGACAUAGAGUUCAAGCCACUAUCAGCUGAUUGCAAGAUCGUUCACGAAUUUAUUGGUGGUUACAUCUUCUUGACAAUGCGGAGCAAGGAACAGAAUCAAACGCUGAAUGAGGAAUUAUUCCACAAAUUAACUGGUGGAUGGGGUUAAUAGGAGCCUAUUGUUAUGGAAAAGUUGAGCAAGAUCCGCUCUAUUCCAAUUUAUUUAGAUUUGUUGCUCAGCAAUCUUGUCACUAAUAUAAACUGCCAAAAGCAUCCAUAGCGUAUGUUGAAUUUCAGCAUAUCCUUUUAUCGUGUUUUUUGUAACUGAAAGAAAAGCAGCAAAGUGAUGCUGUUUUACGAGGCCUUAACAAGUUCAUGCAAUACUUACGCUUAAUAUGCACAAUUCGCCAAAAUAGACACAUAGUGCAUUUUGUAAUAUAUCGCAUUGCUAUACGAUUUUGUACCUUGUAUAGAUUUACAUUUGAAAAGAUAUACUUGUUAGCGACGCGUGCCUUGUCUAAUUUAAUUGCACGUGGGCCUGUUUUAUAUUUUUUCCGAUUGUAAUAAAUGUAUUUCCGAGAAA
Messenger RNA from Cylicocyclus nassatus, 2703 nucleotides. Lineage: Eukaryota; Metazoa; Nematoda; Chromadorea; Rhabditida; Strongylidae. The record is from the annotation of a GenBank genome assembly.